GAGGAGGGGGAUAGAGAGAGAGUGAGCAGCACUGCUAAACAAAAGGAGGGCAGGCAGCUGCUCAAACUUCCUGAGAGAAAGCAAGAAGGGAGAGAUAAGGGGAAAGAGGCAGGUAGAGAGAGGGAUAAAGGGGUGAGACUGGGAGAGACAGAGGAGCUGUGGGGGAGAGAGGUACCAGCACUAAGGAGAUACAAGGAAUAGGGGGUCACUGAGGAGCAGAGGGGUGUGUAAGGAUGUCUACAUCCAUUCUCAGGAGGAAUUCAAGCAAGAAAAGGAUUCAUGACCUACUGAGACUGACCACUCAGUGGAGUGUGGAGGAUGAGGAGGAGGCAGCAAGAGAGCGUCGCAGACGAGAGAGACAAACGCAGUAUCCAACUGGUGAUGACGAGCAGGCUGUAGACGGUCUGAGCGAAGAGCCGAGCACACAGCCAGCUAGCCAGGCAGAAUUGAAGCCCAUGCGCACCUUGGAGAGCGAAGAAGAUGAAGGAUUUGGUGACUGGUCACAAAGGUUGGAACAAAGGAAGCAGAUGGAAGCUUAUCAGGUGCACACAGAAGAGACAGAGGGUCAUAGGGUUGUAGAAGAAGAAGCAAAUGAGAUGGGAAAAAAAGAGGAGGAAAGAGAAGGAGCUGAAAUCCAAGAAUCUCACGUGGAGGAAGAGGAGGAUGAAGGAACAUCACGAUCUGAAGUGACAGAGCCUCAGUUUGAGACAAACAGCCCAGAACCCUGCACAAAUGAAGAGAUCCCAUCUCACCAAUGGUCAACAAGUACCAGAGAGUAUGAGGAAGGGCAAGUAGAAGAGGAAGAACGAGAAGAGCAGAGAGAGGAAGCUGAAGAGAAGAUAACGGAACGUGGCUGGGAGGACUCUGGAGACCAGCAGGUGCAGAGACAGCAAUGGGUAACGGAAGAGGAGCACAUUCGCAGGCGGUCAGUGAGCAGCGAAGGGGAGGAGACAGAUGACAGAAUCACAGUGACCGUGAAGAUAACAGAGAGGGCAGAGUGUCUGAAUCGAUCUAUCCAGAAGAGUAACAGCAUAAAGAAGAGCGAGCCUCCUCUACUAAUAAGCAAGAUUGAUGACCGACUGGAACAAUAUACGCACGCUAUAGAGACGUCCACUAAACAAGGCCGGUUGGUCCGUCAGCCGUCAUUAGAGCUACUGAGUCCUGGUGAUGCUGUAGCCAGCAAGAAGAACCUCUGGGAGAGCGGGGAGGUUACAGCAGCAUCCAAAGCCCAGUCCUGCAAGGAUACUGAGGGCAUUAAUGUGGCAGUGUCUGACCUGAUCAACCAGUGGGGCAAAGAAAAAUCUGAGACAGAUGGCCCCCAGUCUCCCACUAAACUGACGGAAGUCAGACCUGGAGAUGUACUAAGCAAGAAGAGUCUGUGGGAACAGAACGCAAUGUCAUCGCCCACUGGAAAGAACUCAGCUGCUAGCAAGAAAUACAAGUUUGUUCCAACUGGACAUGGAAAAUAUGAACGGAUUUUGGUAGACGACCCUUGAUGUGGAUCCAGGACCUGCAUGAAUUAACCUCUUGCUGGCAGGCUGACCUGCAGAUAAUUUUAUAUACAUUGCUGAGUAUUGUGCCAUGGAACCCCUCUGCAAAUGAAAGGGUUAAAGAAAAGAGAUGCUGGAGCCAUGUUGCCUUAUCCUUCUUCUGCUAUCAGCACCUCACCUAUCUAAUCCCUACCAGAUUAUUAAUACAGCACACUGAAUUAAAGGGACAUGACAUCUGAACAUUCUAUUUAAUGAUACAGAUAGAACAUACCAUUUUAAAUAACUGUUCAAUCUACGUCUGUUAUCUAAUUUGCUUUGUUCUAUUUCUAUCCUUUGUUGAAGGAGCAGCAGUGCACUACUGGGAGCUAGCUGAUAAUUGGUGGCUGCACAUAUAUGUCUGUUUGGCACAGACUGGCACAUACAUCCAUUUGCUAGGUAGAGGGAAAUUACCAGAGGGACAUUAAUAAAUUACACCUAUUUCCUAGAGGGCCAGUGAGAUUGAUUAUUAUUAUUUUUUGUUGGGGGGGGGGGGGUGUCAAAUUUGCUGUACCCUUAGAAAACUUAUAUCAGGGGCAAAUUACCAGGUCGGGGUCUGUGAGCCAAUGACAAGAGGCAUAUAUGUGCAGCCACAAAUGAGAAGCUAGCUCCCAGUAAUUUAUUGCUGCUCCUACUUAGAUAUAUGUUUAAACAAAGGAUACUAAGAGAAUAAUUUAAAUUAGAUAAUAGAAAUAAUUUGGAAAGUUGUUUAAUAUUUCUGCUCUAUUUGAAUCCUGACAAUUUAAUUUUCACUUUACAUUCCCUUUAAUGAGGGUUCCAAAAUGGUGACAUUCCUAGGGCCACUCAUACACCAGCCUACACAGUGAUAUUCUCUGUGUAGUGUCACACAAUCCUCCACCCGCAGCCCUGAUCUUUACUUUUUAAAAUGUACUUUUUAUGCUUUAUAAAUAAAAUCUCUUACAAAACCA
Messenger RNA from Bombina bombina (fire-bellied toad), 2455 nucleotides. RefSeq names its product lymphocyte specific protein 1 (gene LSP1). The record is from RefSeq and is a predicted model, not a curated record. Lineage: Eukaryota; Metazoa; Chordata; Amphibia; Anura; Bombinatoridae. The coding region runs from base 234 to 1496 and encodes 420 amino acids. Gene Ontology annotation, molecular function: myosin binding; actin binding; calmodulin binding. The transcript is spliced from 13 exons. Gene Ontology annotation, biological process: muscle contraction.